UAAAAAUUAAACGAAAUGUAAGACGAUCCAACAUUAUUUACAACACUAAAAGGACAUAAAGAUACAAUAACAGCAUUGUCAUUUCAUCCUGGAUUGUAUAGUAAUAAAAAUAUAAUAGAAAAUCGAUUGCUUCAAGUUCUAAUGAUGGUGUAGUAUCAGUAUGGUAAUUGAAAUAGCCAAGAAAGAUAUAUAGAUUUAUGGGUCAUAAAGGAUAAGUAAGUGAUGUUUAAUUUUCUCCAAAUGGUUUAUUAAUAGCCUCAUGUGCUAAAGAUGAGACAAUUAGACUUUGGAAUAAUACAGUAGAGGGAAGUUCAGUAUCAAUAAAAGCACAUUCAGCACCAGUUAGAAGUGUUUAAUUUUCUUGUGAUGGUUAAUUAUUAGUAAGUUCUAGUGAUGAUAAAUCUGUAAAAGUAUGGAGUGUAAAUGAUCGUAAAUUUUAAUAUGGAUUUCAGCAUACAAAUUGGGUUAGAAGUGCUGUAUUUUCAUAAGAUGUAAGAUUAAUAGCAUCUGGAGGGGAUGAUAGAGCAGUUAUAAUAUGGGAUUGUGAUUCAAAAAAAGAGGCUUAAAGAUAUAAUGAACAUAUAGGAGUUGUAUAUAAAGUCUAAUUUUCACCUGAUUCAACAAUCUUAGGAUCAUGUUCACAUGAUAAAAAGUUAAAAUUAUUUGAUGUAAGAUCAAAAAGAGUUAUCUAACAUUAUGAUGCACAUGCAGAUUCUGUAUUAGAUUUAAAAUUUCAUCCAUCUGGAUAAUUUGCUAUGACAUCUGGAGCUGAUAGUAAAGUUAAAGUUUGGGAUCUAAGAAUGGGAAAAUUAGCAUAUACUCUUUAUGGUCAUAAUGGAUAAGCUACUACAUGUGCAUUUUCUAAUCAUGGAGAUUAUUUUGCUACUGGAGGAUCAGAUAGCAUGAUUUUAGUUUGGAAUACUAAUUGGGUAUGCAGUGGUUAAGAAUCUUUAGAUGAAAAACCUAAACCUAUUAAAACUAAACCUAUUUAAUAAACAUAAUAAUAAUAAUCAUAAUAAUAAACAUCACAAUAAAAAGAAAAUGUUUAAUAAACUAAUAACUAACUACCUAAAUAAAAAGAAACUGUAUUAUAUUCUAAUGCAGAUAAUAGUCUACAUAAAAAAAGUGAAUUUAAUUAAAGUUUAUAAUUAUAGAAAGAAGAUGUUCCAACUGAAGUUAUUACAUAAUUAGACAAUAUAAGUGGAUAAUUAGAAUUAAUUACAAGGUUUCUAUUCUAUUUAUUUUAGAACUCUCUAAGCACUCGAAUAAAGAGUUUCCAAUAAUGAAUAAUAAAUUUGUAGACUUAAUCUUGCCUUAACAAGAGAUUUUGAAAGAAGUGAGUAAAUUUAACACUAAAUUUAUGAUCUUAAACCUUUAGAACAAUAAGUCUAAGAUUAAGAAGAAGAAGAAGAUAAUAUUAAUUAUAUCAAAUUUCAUCGUGCAGCAAACAAUUGA
Molecule: messenger RNA, 1455 nt
Organism: Paramecium sonneborni
Lineage: Eukaryota; Ciliophora; Oligohymenophorea; Peniculida; Parameciidae
Source: the annotation of a GenBank genome assembly